Messenger RNA from Solea senegalensis (Senegalese sole), 2119 nucleotides. Its product is annotated as 4-galactosyl-N-acetylglucosaminide 3-alpha-L-fucosyltransferase 9-like. Gene Ontology annotation, cellular component: membrane. Bases 258 to 1352 code for a protein of 364 amino acids. Gene Ontology annotation, molecular function: alpha-(1->3)-fucosyltransferase activity. The record is from RefSeq and is a predicted model, not a curated record. Lineage: Eukaryota; Metazoa; Chordata; Actinopteri; Pleuronectiformes; Soleidae. The transcript has 2 exons.
CUUGAGAUUGAGUUGACUUCCUGAUUCACCCGAACAACGCGGAUGUGUUGGUGAGGAGUAGGUAAGCCGAUCAAUUUGAUCUGAUUCAUCCACGAAUUCUACGGCAAAUAUCACGCAGUUUCACUGUUCCUCAGAAGUGUGUGUGUGUGUGUGUCUGAGUUAUACCACUUUCCUCUUCUUCAAAGUUGUGCUCAGGUAACAGAAGUCCACCAGAACACCCGAGAGGCACCUUUUAUACAACGUUGAGACAAUUUAGGAUGGCUUCCACUCCAAGUUCCACUUUGCGACCCCUGUCCAUCGUGGUCGUGCUGCUGGCUGGAGUCAUCAUCCUAUUUACAAUGUACUACAGAUCUUUUCCAGUUCCAAAAUGUCAUCCUGCCCCCAAACCAGCUGCUGUUCAAAAACAGUCAGUGGCCACAAAUCGGUCAAAGACCAAAAAGCCUCUUGUGCUGCUGUGGUUUUGGCCUGAAAGCAAAAAGUUUGAUAUGAAGGACUGUAAGAAUGUUUUAGAAAUGGAUCACUGUGAACUCACAGAUGAUAGAUCUUUAUACUCCAAAGCUCAUGCAGUUCUGAUACAUCACAAUGAUAUCAAAGAUGACCUGUCCAACCUUCCCACCACACCAAGACCCAAAUUUCAAAGGUGGAUCUGGUUGAGCAUGGACACGCCCCCAAACACGCGCAAGAUCGCUGGCAUCGAAGCCCUUUUUAAUUUAACCUCGAGCUACAGGAAGGAUGCAGACAUUCCUGUUCGCUGGCACCUAACUGUCAAGAAGAACCCAGGCCCAGAUUUUGUUCCACCAAAGAAAGAACGAGUGCUUUGUUGGAUUGUUAACAGCCAUGACCUCAACACAACGUCUGCGGAGCGUUACAACUACUACAACGAGGUUAUAAAACACAUAAAGGUGGAUGUGUUUGACAUCUCAGCUGACAACGUGAAGGGAGAAAACUAUUUUCAAACUAUUAGUACCUGCAAGUUCUUUCUUUCUUUUGAGGAAUCAAAUCACAGAGAUUACAUCACAGAAACAUUCUAUGGUCCGCUCGCUGUUGGAACUGUACCAAUAGUUCUGGGCCCACCGAGAAAGAACUAUGAGAAAUUUGUCCCUGGUAAUUCCUUCAUACACGUAAAAGACUUUCCUGAUGCUUUUGCUCUGGCUGAAUUCCUCCUCAAAUUGGACGACGAUAAAGAGGCUUAUGAAAAGUACUUUACUUGGCACCGGUUCUAUACUCUCAGGCGUCAUUUUACUGAUGAGCAGCAUAAGUUUACACUUGCUGUCUGUCAGGCCUGUCGUCAUAUUGGCUUCAGCAAUGAGUAUAGAGUGGUUCGGGAUCUGUACAAGUGGGUGUCCCAGUGACACUGGAGUCUGUGGUGGUCCUGCUGCAGAGAGGCAUUUUGUGUAUACAAACUACAUUGAUGCAUUAUUGAUGUACAUAUUAGUAUGUUUGAAUAGGAAAAUGUCAUCAACCAUAACACUCAUCAUCAGCUAAGGGGUUAUAUCAAUAUCAAAAUGACCCAAAUGUGGUCAUGGGGUUUUCCACUGGACUAAACAAACAGGUUAACAGGUUAACAGGUUAAGUUCUGCUCUAUAUGUAUAACAAGUUUAAUGUCUGACUGUAAUGAAAAAUACCACAUGCUUGUUGAAGAUAUAUUUCCCGCACAUUCUUGAGAAAAUAAUUGUCACAUUUUGUGGGUUUUUUUUUUUGCUGUGGGGUUGGAGUUGCCAUUAAUAGGUUGCCAUAAUCACUUUCUCUCUUUCUUGGGAUAAUAGCCCAGAAGCCCAUGGUUCUCCUAAGGUUAGUUAGAACCAAACCAAAGAUGAUCAUGUACAUUCCCUGAGGGUUAUGCAGAAGCCUAAGAAAUGUUCAAAUGUUCUGUGGUUUUAACUAAAAGAGAAUGUUCUGAGUUAUGAAUGUUUGUAUUUUUAACCAGCUUCAUUAAAAUGUUUAGAUAUCGAUUAAAAAAGCUUUGCAGUUGCUAGAUUCACCUUAUCCAUUUUUUAUUUUUAUUUUUUUUACAGACAAUUGUAAAUAUGAACCACAGAGGAAUAAAUGUAUAUCCCACUUUCUUGAUUUGUAUUUUUGGGUUGGUGAAAUUAUGAAUAAAUAUGAAUAUGAAAAUGUA